CAGUGAGCAAUAAGGAAGUAGCUUCUCUUCCCGUCCUGUAGGUGACGCUAAGAAAAGCAGUUUGACAGCUCUGUUGGAUGAGUUCUGUGUGCUGGUACAUUUUUUUUUAUUUCAUUAAAAUCUUCAAAUCAUCUGAACAAGUGUGUGACGCAGACUUGUACUCACAGAAUGUGUACACUCCAGUGUUUUGUUUUUCUCCACAAACAACCUUUUUAGACGGACACUCAGUUAUUGCUCAUAGAGAGCUCUCAGAACUAAUGCAAUUUCCUGCUACUUGUUAACCUCACAAGGAAAAAAAAACAAGAAAAAAAACCCAAACAGCUACAACAACAACAAAACGGGGACAACAUACUUGUGUUUAUGACUCUUCGGGACGAGAAACGAUCGAUGUUCCUGACUGCAGACCGCGGCCGUGACGUCAGCUCGUGUUGUUGUGCUGUUUUUUUUAGCUGCUCGUAAACAGGAGUCCCGCCAGGCAUCGCGGUGAGUGGGAUCGAACCCGCUACUCCUGCUGCUGCUGAUGGAGGAUAUAAGCAGCCUGGAACAUCGCUGGGAGACACAUGCUGUGACUGGACUGACUGCUCUCACUCCAGAAGACAUGAAGAUUAAAGCUCCGGUCGUCUGGGCGUGUUCGUUAAUCGCCUCCCUGUUGGUCGACUCCUGUCAUGCGCAAAAGCUGAACAUCCACUGGGGGCCUCAGUCCAUGAUGUACCUGAAGGGCAAAUACGGCAGGAGGUUUGUAACGGAGGAGAACAACAAGGCACCACUGCUGUCCUUGCACGGCUGGUUUGCAGUACUUCGAGGUAGCCAGAGACUGCAGUCUUUGCAGAUAAGUCGCCCCGGUCACAUCGUGAUUUCUGACGGUAAAGUCCUCGUCCACUUCCUCCAGGACAGAUGAGAGAGUCCCCGUCCGCACGCUCACUGAGAACAUGUCCAGAACAUGACGGACGCUCCUGUGUCCACAGAACCACACAGCACUGACAUCAGGGUCUAUUUUAUACUGGAUGCUUCAAACCCAGACGUAGGACAGUGAUCAGACACGUCACUGCUAUCGGCUGCAGUAUCACAGUACUCACCAGAGCUCCUCAUGUUGUUCAAAUACAGUAUAUACAUAAUAUUGUUGUCCCUUUAUUCUCAGUGAUCCGACUUCCUCUCAGUAUUUCCGUGUAUAUUUGUUUAACAGUGUGUAAUAUUUCACAGGUUUCAACUUGCUGUAAAUAAAGCAGAACUUAAAAUGUU
Molecule: messenger RNA, 1239 nt
Organism: Cynoglossus semilaevis (tongue sole)
Lineage: Eukaryota; Metazoa; Chordata; Actinopteri; Pleuronectiformes; Cynoglossidae
Product: spexin-like
Exons: 5
Coding region: 521-898 (125 amino acids)
Molecular function (GO): neuropeptide hormone activity
Source: RefSeq, a predicted model, not a curated record